AUGGCCAUGGCUUCCCAGCCGAAGCAGAUGUUCGGCGAGCCCAUCUCUCUGGUUGGCCCGACGGCGGCCGACCUCGAGAGCACGGCGGAGCUCGAGAAGCUCCUGCGCGGGGCGGGGCUGUACGAGAGCCCCGAGGAGUCGGCAGUCCGCGAGGAGGUGCUGCGCGAUCUCCAGGGCAUCGUCGACCGCUGGGUGAAGCAGCUCACCUUCCAGCACGGGUACCCCGACGCCAUGGUCGAGGAGGCCACCGCCCUGCUGGUUCCCUUCGGCUCCUACCGCCUCGGCGUCCACGGCCGCGGCUCCGACAUCGACGUCCUCGUCGUGGGGCCCUCCUUCGCGGACCGCGACCACGACUUCUUCGUCGUGCUGGCCGGCGUCCUGGCCGAGACGGAGGCGGUGCACCUGCAGCCCGUGCCCGGCGCGCACGUCCCCGUCAUGAAGAUGCGGUUCCGCGGCGUGCAGGUGGACCUCGUCUACGCCAGCGUCAACCUCGCCGUGGUGCCCCGGGACCUGGACCUCGGCGACCGGUCACUGCUCCGCGGCCUUGACCACGCCACCGCCCGCAGCCUCAACGGCGUGCGCGUCGCCGACGAGAUCCUGCGGCUGGUCCCGGACGCCGGCGCGUUCCGCACGACGCUGCGGUGCGUGAAGCACUGGGCCAAGGCGCGGGGCGUCUACUCCAACGUGUCCGGCUUCCUGGGCGGCGUGGCCUGGGCCGUCCUGGUGGCGCGCGUGUGCCAGCUCUACCCCAACGCCGCGCCCAGCAUGCUGGUGCCGCGCUUCUUCAAGGUGCUCAGCCAGUGGAGGUGGCCCGUCCCGGUGAUGCUGCGCGACAUCGAGCACGACGCCGUGCUCGGCCUCCCCGUCUGGGACGGGCGCCGGAACCCGCGCGACCGGACCCACCUCAUGCCCGUCAUCACGCCGGCGUACCCGUGCAUGAACUGCACCUACAACGUCUCGCAGGCUACCCAGCGGAUCAUCAAGGAGCAGAUCCAGGCCGGCCACACCGCCUGCCAGGAGAUCGUCGCCUGCGGCGGCCGCGGCUGGGGCGCGCUGUUCCAGCCGUUCCCGUUUUUCAGGGCGUACAAGAGCUACCUGCAGGUGGACGCCACGGUGGCGGGCGGCGAGGACGAGCUCCGCGAGUGGAAGGGGUGGGUGGAGUCGCGGCUGCGGCAGCUGGUGGCCAAGGUCGAGAGGGACACGGCCGGCGAGCUGCUCUGCCACCAGAUCCCGCACGCCUACGACGCCGAGCCUCGCGGCCUGCCGUGCACGUCGUCCUUCUUCGUGGGCUUGUCGAAGUCGACGCCACAGCAGCAGCAGCAGCAGCAGCAGCCGCAGCCGCCGCCGCCGCCGCAGGGGCGGCAGCAGCCGCAGUUUGAUCUCCGUGCGACGACGGAGGAGUUCUUGCAGGACGUGUACACGUACGGCUUCUGGAGGCCCGGCUUGGCGGUGGCCGUCAAGCACAUCCGGCGGAAGGACCUGCCGCCGUACGUGAUGCAGAAGAUUCGUAGCCCGAAUAGCGAUGCGCUCAAGAGGAAGCGCAGCGACGACGGAUCCUCCUCUUCGUCGCCAUUGUCGUCUUCGUCCUCCCCCUCCUCUGGUGAGGACGACUCCGGCCGAAGAUCGAGCAGACGUGCGAAGCUCGGAAGCUGCAUCCAGCAUAGUAAUUCUCUUCACGGCAGUGGCUUUAGUUCUCCAGUAGAGGGCGUCGUCUGA
Panicum hallii is the source of this 1716-nucleotide messenger RNA. Its product is annotated as nuclear poly(A) polymerase 4-like. Bases 1 to 1716 code for a protein of 571 amino acids. Gene Ontology annotation, cellular component: nucleus. The record is from RefSeq and is a predicted model, not a curated record. NCBI's taxonomy places the organism in Eukaryota, Viridiplantae, Streptophyta, Magnoliopsida, Poales, Poaceae. The transcript has a single exon. Gene Ontology annotation, molecular function: poly(A) RNA polymerase activity; RNA binding.